GGAUGUUGAUGGCUGGAACCAGCAGUCCGAGCUGAGCGAGAGAGCAGCCUUUUGGUUUCCAGUGGUUGCUAUCUAACGUCAAGAGGAAGGGUGUGUGUGUGUGUGUGUGUGUGUGUGUGUGCGGCUGAUGAUGUGAAAUCAACGUAGUCAGGACACGCUGGGACGACGACAACUCUGCUGAGAGUCAGCAACAUGGCCGCCUCGACGCUGCUCCUCGCGCUCCUCAUCGGUGGCAUGGCGUCCGCCGCUCACCGUCCCCGCCUUCCCCGCCACCGCCCUUCCUGCCACACGGUCCAGAUGAGCGUGGUGGUCUGCAGCAAUCUGAGCCUCACCAGCGCCCCAGUCAACCUCCCCCCAGGUAUACAAACGCUGGACCUCUCACACAACCAGGUCCAGAACCUCACCCAGGAAACCCUGGCGUACCGCAAGGACCUCCGUCACCUCAACCUCCACUCAAACAAGAUCCACUUCAUCCAGCCUGGACUCUUUGAAGACAUGACUGAUCUUAAAAUCCUGGAUCUGUCCAGGAAUCAUUUAAAUGUAUUUGCGCAUUCCAAAAACAAAAUUGGGACUCUUGCAGCCGUGGAGACUCUUGAUCUGUCCAGUAAUGGGUUGUACACCGGCAUGUCCGACUUCUUAAUCGCGGACUCCCCCUCACUCGUGGAGCUGUCCUUGAACAGUAACAGCAUCACCAAAAUAGCACAAAACACUUUCGGGGGAGCUUUGUCUUUGAGGAAAGUCAGCCUCCACAACAACGUCAUUCUGGAGAUCGAAGAUGGUGCCUUCGACUCUCUGGAUCAUCUCACCGAGCUCGAUUUGUCCAAGAAUUCCAUCACGUGCAUCACAGACUUCAAUCUGAGUCGGUUAAAAGUGUUAAACCUCAGCAAGAACAGCCUUGAGAUUUUCCAGAGCACGAGACUGACCGAUGUGUACGACCUGGUCUUUUUGGAUCUGAGCGAAAACAAGCUGCCUUGCUUCCCGCUGCUCCCGGCAAACAACGCCAUCCGACAUUUGGACCUUUCACGCAAUCAACUGCAGAGCGUCAACAUGACCGACACGGCAGAAAGAAAGACCCACGUGGUUUUGAAUCACCUGAGAUACUUGGACUUGAGUUACAACCAACUCAAGGACAUACCCCAGUCUUUUUUCCACACGAUGACCUCCCUGGAGGUCCUGAACAUGAGCAACAACUGUAUAGACGCAUUUUUGAUCGCUGACAAAGACUUUCUACCCGCAGUGAAGAUUAUCAACCUCAACUAUAAUUCCUUACAGAGACUUUCAUUCGGCGAAGCUACUCUACAAUCUUUGAAAGAGCUUUUACUACGAGGAAACCACCUCAGCACCCUUGAACAGCAAACACUCCAGAGACUUCCAAGUCUAAACCUCCUGCAGCUUCAGGAGAACAACCUGAGAGUCUGCCCCUCGGACAUGAAACCAUGCCUGUCAGACCACAAGCACCUCCAUCCUCCAGACUGCGUCCAUUUCUCUUGCAUUCCCAAUCUGAAGUACCUUUACCUUUCACAGAACAACCUGAAGAGUUUACCUGUCAGUGCAUUUGCUGAUACCCCUCUGAGCCUACUGGACUUGUCCCUCAACUCCGGCCUGGAAAUGCAUCCAGACUCUCUGUCCGGUCUGGAGCACACCCUAGUCCACCUCUUCCUGAGAGAAAACAACAUUUCCAAGCUGAAUACGGAUAUGUCAUCGCUAAGGAGCCUCAGAGUCGUAGACCUGUCCACCAACCAGCUGACCAGUCUCCCCGCAUGGUCCAAAGAGUCAUCCAUCGAGACGCUCAAUCUGCAGAACAACAGCUUAGUCACUCUAGAACACAGCACCAUGGUUGCUCUGGAACGCUCGUUAAAAACACUCUAUGUGGGUUCCAACCCUCUCAGCUGCUGCGGCAACCUCGGCUUCCUGCAUUUGGUCCAACACUCGGCCGUGGUGGUGCCCGACAUCGAGACGGUCACCUGCCUUCUAAGGGAGGACGCGGCACCGGUCAAUAUCGAGAAAGUGAGCCAGGAAAUGUGUCACAGCCCAAAGAAAGUCAACCAUGUUAUUGUUGUUGUCGUGUUUGUGUUGUUCGCGGCGAUCACAUUGGGACUGAUGGUGAAAUACUGCAAGUCGAGGAAACGGAAGCAUGUCCGAAGGUUUACUGCAUGAACAAUUUAGAAGAAAACUUUUUAUACCUUGGGAGGAUUUUUCAAACGGAUGUGACGGCUGAAAUUGGGUUUGAAAUCUCAGACUUGCACUAAAGUAGGCCGGUUGGGGACGAAAGAAACCACUAGAAAAUGAAAACUUUUUUUUGAAAAAAAAAAUCUUUCUAAUUAUGUUUUCCUGUUUGGUUUUGAUACAAAAAAUAUCUUAAUGUGAAAAAUUGACUUCUCUGCUGCUAUACCCUGAACGUAAAACGUAUUUGUCAUUUGAAACACUGAGACACACUUCCUAAUCUGACACUGUUUAUUAGCUUUGCUAAUCUUAGUUUAGCAUAGCACAUCACAAGGACUGGAACUGAAGGAACACGAUCCUAAAGUUACAUUUUGAUAAAGAAAGAGCCACAUUGCUCACAAAUUUGUUGAAUUUCAGUGACUUUACGACAUUGAAGCUUGCUACUCACCUCACUUUAGCAAAAAUCUGAUUAUGCUAAUUAUGCAGCAUUACAGUUGAAGUAAUUUCAUUCAUUCAUUUUCUACCGCUUUUUCCUCACGAGGGUCGCGGGGGGUGUCUUCGGGCGUAAGGCGGGGUACACCCUAGACUGGUCGCCAGCCAAUCACAGGGCACAUAUAGACAAACAACCAUUCACACUCACAUUCAUACCUAUGGACAAUUUGGAGUCACCAAUUAACCUGGCAUGUUUUUUGGAAUGUGGGAGGAAACCGGAGUACCCGGAGAAAACCCACGCAUGCACGGGGAGAACAUGCAAACUCCACACAGAGAUGCCCGAGGGUGGAAUUGAACCCUGGUCUCCUAGCUGUGAGGUCUGCACGCUAACCCCUAGACCACCGUGCCGCCCGUUGAAGUAAUUUGCAACAUCAAAAUCACUUGUUGACAUUCAGCCUAAACACCGCAUUUUUCUUUUAAAAGCUUACAACACUACGAAAGGUUAAAAUAAAACAAUAUUUACUGUUCGAUGAAGUAUAAUGUUAAUGAAGAAGCCACAUGACUUGAUUGCACACUCUUUAUGUAGACUGCACUUUGUUUGUGAUUGUAUCUUUUGUGAACACUAAGAGCUGAAUAAUGCUAAAAGUCAAUACAUAUAAUUUAUUUUUCUAUUAUAUAAGCCAAGCUGGACAUUUUAACUGUGUUUUGUUGUAAUGAGUAGCAGGCCUAUGGUUGUCCCACUACAUCUGUUAUGUGAUAUUGGACUGAUCACCCUCGGUAGUAUACAUUGGUAUAAAUGUAUGAUACGUAUACUGUGGUGACACACUGACAAAAUGUGAUGAAUCAUAAACCUGUGCACACUGUAUUCACAGCCUUUUGUCCCUCAUUUUCAUCCAAUUUGGAAUCAAUCGUUCUUGUUGUCGGGCCCCCAACAUGCCAGCUUUGAAGUAAUUGUUGUCAUUAAUACCCUUGAUGAUAUGUUAAUACAUUUGCAAUGUAAAAAUGAAGAAAGGAAAGUUGCAUUGGUACCGCUAGCUUGACUACCGCUAGCUUGACUACCGCUAGCUUGACUACCGCUAGCUUGACUACCGCUAGCUUGACUACCGCUAGCUAUUUUGACUUAAUUUGGCAUUCUUUGUUUUACAAGGGCAUUUGACAACAUGCAUUAUAUGGAUCAUGUAUUAUUGUGUAAAAAUGCCUCAUAAAUAUAAGAAGCAGAAAACGGUAGGGGAACUUUUAUUGGGACAGCAAGUUUGUGUGUGUUUAUAAAGUCAUCGGUUAAUAACCGCAGGUACUACAAGUCCCAGAAUGCACUGUGACAGACGACGUCUUGGCACGGAGCUGUUCUCCAGUGAUCCG
Messenger RNA from Doryrhamphus excisus (bluestripe pipefish), 3954 nucleotides. It is a transcript of the gene lrrc32, whose product is annotated as leucine rich repeat containing 32. Gene Ontology annotation, cellular component: plasma membrane. Gene Ontology annotation, molecular function: protein binding. The record is from RefSeq and is a predicted model, not a curated record. NCBI's taxonomy places the organism in Eukaryota, Metazoa, Chordata, Actinopteri, Syngnathiformes, Syngnathidae.